Molecule: messenger RNA, 4377 nt
Organism: Clupea harengus (Atlantic herring)
Lineage: Eukaryota; Metazoa; Chordata; Actinopteri; Clupeiformes; Clupeidae
Gene: msh3
Product: mutS homolog 3 (E. coli)
Biological process (GO): somatic recombination of immunoglobulin gene segments; mismatch repair; mitotic recombination
Cellular component (GO): nucleus
Molecular function (GO): ATP-dependent DNA damage sensor activity; mismatched DNA binding; ATP binding
Source: RefSeq, a predicted model, not a curated record
GGGAAACCCUGAAAGAUUCAGGGGGCCAAGUGAUGGAUUUCUUUUUUCUUUUUUUUUUUGGAUUUAAUCAGUGUUGUUUGAUAUUUUCCUGGGGGGCCACAAUUGCUGUCUGCUCGCAACCAACUGGAACAAAAUGUGGUAAAAACAGAGGCUUUGCCGCCUUCUGCUGGUACUCUCAACACUUCAAUAUGCGCAACACAGCGCAGUGCGAAACGUCUUGAACAACGGUGUCUGUGCGCAUGGCUAUCAACACAACGUCAUUCAAGCGACAGUGCUUUACGAAGACCGGUGGCUUGUUCUAUUUUUAAUAGUUGCUUGUUUCCAAAGUUGUAUAUUGAAAUCAGUUUUCAUGCAUUCCUGAAAAUGCAUGCAAGGUUCGCUGUGAAGUCUAAACCAAGUAAGAAAAAGUCUAACAUACAGACGUCCAUCAGUAAAUUCUUUGCUGAAGUCAAUAAGAAACCAGAAGGCGACAGUGCAAAUAAAUCUGGGAUUAAUUCGAAUACUCUUCACCUUGGGGUGGGAGUGAAGAAAAAACACUGUGAAGAUGGAGUGGAAUCCCCGGGGAAGCGAGCCAAACUGUCCCAUGAUGGAGAGUUUGAAAACAUGGACACUGAUGCCACUUUCAGUGACAGUAUCAAAGAGCCAAGACCUCCGACGUCCAGAGGUAGCCUUUCGUGCUCCACCCUGGAAAGACUGAAAGGCUUCAGUUGUCCCAGCACAGCGCCGAGAAAUGGGCCAGAGGAAAAAGGGCCACAUACUUCAUGUGGAGGGGGCCUCAUGGACCACAGCAGAGAAUCAGCAGACAGCCCCACAAACAUUAAAAGAGAGAGCCCAGGGGAGGAGGAGAAGGAGGUGGAGGCCAUUGAGCAAAAACAGGUCCGGGGAUUCAACUUCAGUCAGUUCACCAAGGCAGGUAGCGGUGCCACCAAGAGGAGUGCCCCUGAAGUGAGUGCCCCCAACAGGAGAACCAAGAGCAUCUACACCCCCCUGGAGCAGCAGUUUCUGGAGAUCAAAAAACAGCACAAAGACACUCUCCUUGGUGUGGAGUGUGGCUACAAGUACAGGUUCUUUGGAGAGGAUGCAGAGAUUGCUGCCAAGGAGCUGAACAUUUUCUGUCAUAUGGAUCACAACUUCAUGACUGCCAGCAUCCCCACCCAUCGGCUGUUUGUACACGUCCGUCGCCUGGUCUCCAGCGGAUACAAGGUGGGUGUGGUGAAACAGACCGAGACCUCUGCCAUCAAAGCGUCAGGUGCCAAUAAGAGCUCCCUCUUCACCCGUGAGCUGACUGCCCUCUACACAAAGUCCACGUUGGUGGGGGAGGAUGUAAAUCCUCUUCUGAAGCUGGGAGACUUGGAGGAUGCUGAGGAUGUGGUGCAGGAUGCCCCCAACAACUACCUCAUGUGCGUGUAUGAGACCUGGGACAAGCAGUCGAAGGAGCUCAUUGUGGGUGUCGUGGUGGUCCAGCCUACCAUUGGAGACCUGAUGGUGGACUGCUUUACAGACAACACGUCCCGCUCCGAGCUAGAGUCCAGAGUGCUGCGGAUCCAGCCAGUGGAGAUCCUGGUGCCCUUUGACCUCUCAGAGCAGACGGAGAGGCUCCUACGCAACAUCGCCCUUGCCAGUGUGCAGGAGGACGACCGUCUACGCAUUGAACGGCGUGAGAGCACCCAGUUUGAGUUUGGCAUAGCCAUGAACACAGUGAAGGACUUUUACUCAGACCCAUCUCAUCAAAGGCAGGAUGGAACGGAAAAGGGAGUUUAUCCAUAUUACAACCUGGAACGACCCGUCAUUUGUUGCCUGGGUCCCAUCAUCCAGUACCUGACGGAGUUUAAGCUGGAACGUGUCCUGCUCUGCUGCAGCUCCUUCAAGCGGCUCUCGUCCGAGACGGACGGCAUGGUCCUCAAUGCCACCACCCUGAAGAACCUGGAGGUGCUCUGCAACCAGACUACAGGUGCUGUGAAGGGGAGUCUGCUGUGGGUUCUUGACCACACUAUGUCACCGUUCGGGAAGAGGCUGAUGAAGAAAUGGGUGGCACAGCCCCUUAAAUCAGUUCAAGAGAUCCGUGACCGGCACGAUGCCGUGGCUGAAAUCCUCUCCUCCGACUCCAGCGUCCUGCCCUCCAUCAGGUCCCUGCUCAACCGCCUGCCUGACCUGGAGAGGGGCAUCUGCAGCAUCUACCACAAAAAGUGCUCCACGCAGGAGUUCUACCUCAUCAGCAGCACGCUGGCACGUCUGGCCGUGGAGCUCCAGACCCUGGCUCCGCUAGCCCAGGCCCAGCUCCACUCCAGCCUGCUCCAGAGCCUCCUGCUGAGCCUGCCCCAGCUGCUGGCCCCUGCCAGAGACUUCCUCAGGGUGCUCAACGAGAACGCCGCCAAGAAAGGGGACAAGACGGCGCUUUUUUCCGACCUGACUGACUUUCCACUGAUCCGCGAGAGGAAAGGGGAGAUUCAGGCGGCACUGCUGGAGAUCCAGGAGCAUCGGCGAGAAGUCCGCCUUAUUAUGAGGAAUCCCUCUCUGGAUUAUGUCACUGUGUCUGGACAGGAGUUCCUGAUUGAGGUGAAGAACUCCAUGUCAGCUACAGUGCCAGGCGACUGGAUAAAAAUCAACAGCACAAAGGUCGUGGGACGCUACCACACUCCCUUCAUCGUGGAGAAGCACCGCCAGCUCCUGCGGCUCAGAGAGCAGCUGGUUAUUGACUGCGGCCGCGAGUGGAUCAACUUUCUGCAUUUGUUUGGGGAGCACUACUACAUCCUGAAGAAAGCCGUGUGUCACCUAGCAACCGUUGACUGCCUCUUCUCAUUGGCGCAGGUUGCUAAAGAAAACAAUUACUGCAGGCCCGAGGUGCUGGAAGUUGAGCGUCAGAUUGUGAUCCAAGAGGGCCGGCACCCAGUAAUUGAUGUCCUGCUGGGCGAACAGGAUCAGUACGUGCCCAACGACACGCAGCUGCAGGGCGAGGGCAAGCGAGCCAUGAUCAUCACAGGACCCAACAUGGGCGGGAAGAGCUCCUACAUUCGCCAAGUGGCCCUCAUCACCAUUAUGGCCCAGCUUGGCUCCUUCGUUCCUGCCCAGGAGGCCUCCAUAGGGGUCGUGGAUGGCAUCUACACCAGGAUGGGGGCCUCCGACAACAUCUCGAGAGGUCGUAGUACUUUCAUGGAGGAGCUUGUGGAGGCGUCCGAGAUUUUGUCCCGGGCAACGUCUCGCUCCCUGGUCAUCCUGGACGAGCUGGGCCGUGGCACCAGCACACACGAUGGCAUUGCUAUAGCCUAUGCCACCUUGGAGUUCUUCAUUAAAAACGUGAGGUCCUUAACUUUGUUUGUGACCCACUACCCUCCUCUGUGUGAGCUGGAGAGAGUUUACCCAGAACAUGUGGGAAACUACCACAUGUCUUUCCUCCUCAACGAACCCGACACCAGAGAUGAAGAGGGGGAGGUGCAACCCCAGUUCAUCACUUUCCUCUAUCAGCUGACGGAGGGAGCCGCCGGCCGGAGCUAUGGGUUGAACGUGGCACGCCUGGCCGCCAUCCCAGAGCCCAUCCUCAGGACCGCCGCGCUCAAGUCCAAGGAGCUGGAAGCACUCGUCGAUGCCAGGAGGAGGAGUGUGAAGCUGUUAUCAGACAUCUGGAACAUCACUGAUAAAGAAAUAUUAGCUGAAUGGAUCCAGUCAAACAUUUGAGUACCAGUGGACUCUAAUGUGGGUCUCAAUGAUCUGUCCAUUCAGACAGGUCUUGCUGCUCUGACUGUAGGACCCAAACAAACAUUUGGGAUUUGUCUUCACCAUAAACACCCUCAGCAAAAUGGUGUGCUCUGCUGAUCAGCUAGUUCUACCAUGUUAAUGGUGCUUUUAGGACUGUUUUUACAGCUGUAUAAACUCAUUGUUAAAGUGAACUCCUGUACAUUCUUAAAUGUUGUAUUCAGUUUGAAAACAUGCAGUUCUGUGUACACAUCACAUGGCUAGGUGCCUAAAUUGGCAGAUACGCUAGAUUUUAAUGGCGUAUUAACACCAGAUCAUGUUUGCUCCACUCAUGUUUGUCCUUCCAUAUGGUAUGGAAAUGUGUGCUCUUAGUUAACAAUCAAAGGUUCAGGUGGCAGAUCGUUUCAUUCAUCAUCUGAUUAAUUCAGUAUCUGAACUGUAAAACAGGGGUCCUCAGAUGUCUGUUGUUGAACUGUGUAUGCAUUUUCUUAAUCACUGAAAAUUUGAACAUUAGAACACAGCUCUCAGGAUUAAUGCCAAAUAGUGAAGACCUAACAGACCCUGUACUGUAACAUAUUUAAUCAGCAACAAGUUACCUACAACAUACCUAUCAUACAUUGGGUUUCUGUCAUCUAACUGGAAAUAGCAGGGAAGCUUUUUUUUAAAUAAAGGUCUUCUAUUGGUGUC